AUGGCAUCAUACCUCUCGUACUUCACCUCCAACUCCUCCAGCCAGCCGUCGUCUCAGAAUCCCACCCCCGCCGCGACUUCGACAUGGUCGAGCACCUUUUCCUCCCGGAUAGCGACCCUGCGGAAGGCGCUUACCAAAGACUCAGAGGAGGAUGACCCGGACAAUGAAGACUGUUCACAUAUUUCCAAUGUUCUGCGCGCAUAUUACACGGAGAAAGGGCGUCCAUACCCCGAGUGGCUGCCGCCCGACCCCAAGAAGCCAGUCGCGGCACCUCCCCAGCCUCAGGGCUCGUAUGGCCAGUAUGGAAACCCAUUUCCUUCCCAGCUUGGGAACCAGCAAACACAUUCAAGAGGCUCUUCUGGGGGUAGGGCGGGGGGCUUAUCUGAUCUCUGGGACUCUGCUCCCGCACCAUCGGCUGCUGCGCCUCAGAGCCUCCGGGCUGCACGGCCUACUCCCAACUCGUUGCGCUCCAAUGACUCUGCCAGAUCUCAUUCAAGUGGAAAUGGUGGAACCACGUCCUUUGGCCAACCCAUGCCCAGCGCUAGACCCCUUCCCAGCCAAAGAGCCGGAAGCUACCAGACAGCUCCUGCUGCAAAUCCUGGAGCUAUGGGCUCUCGUGACCGUCUUCGAGCUCGCCUGCAAGGUGGGGGCAGCGGAAGAAGUAGUCCUUCGGCCGGCUUGAAUAGUGCUAGUCAGGGGUCAUACGGUCCCGGGGUCGGAAAUUUGGCUAACCAUGCCUCGCGAAGUGGGUCUUCUCAGCCCUACAUCUCAGCCUCAGAGCCUUGGUCAACAGGCGGCGAUCCAUAUGCCUAUGACUAUAGUGGUGGUGGCGGUGGUGGCGGUAGCAGCGGCUCCUCAAAUCCGUACGCUCAGCAGGAUCAUCGCCAACGUCCUGGCGGCCCCAGAUGA
This is a messenger RNA of Cladophialophora carrionii CBS 160.54, 909 nucleotides long. RefSeq lists its product as uncharacterized. Lineage: Eukaryota; Fungi; Ascomycota; Eurotiomycetes; Chaetothyriales; Herpotrichiellaceae. The transcript has a single exon. The record is from RefSeq and is a predicted model, not a curated record. Bases 1 to 909 code for a protein of 302 amino acids.